Xenopus tropicalis (tropical clawed frog) is the source of this 916-nucleotide messenger RNA. Its product is annotated as apoptosis-associated speck-like protein containing a CARD. Bases 69 to 644 code for a protein of 191 amino acids. The record is from RefSeq and is a predicted model, not a curated record. Gene Ontology annotation, biological process: regulation of apoptotic process; inflammatory response; innate immune response. Lineage: Eukaryota; Metazoa; Chordata; Amphibia; Anura; Pipidae. The transcript is spliced from 3 exons. Gene Ontology annotation, cellular component: canonical inflammasome complex.
GAGCACACUGAGCAGGAGUUUAACUGUGUGUAACUGGCACGGGCGCAAACAGGAGCCGCGCACCCACAAUGGCACAGACCCCCUGGGAUAAACUGGUUUUUACCCUGGAGAACCUGCCCCAGGAGAGGUUCAAGAGGUUUAAGGAAAAGCUGAAUAAAUUGGAAGUUGACAGCUACAAACCGAUCCCAUGGAGUCAGUUGCAGGAUAAAGAUGCCGGCGAUGUUGCAAAUCGUAUUAUCAGCAACUACACUGAGUCCGUUGGGAUUAAUGUGGCCUUACGGGUGUUGCAUUCUAUUGGUGAGAAGGAGGCCUGUCAGGACCUUGCUAAAGCUUUGGGAAUUUUCCAGCAUACAGAGCAGCCUAUGGAAACUGAUCAGAGAGACGGGCAGCACUUUGUGGAUCGGCACCGAGCAGCUCUGAUUGCCAGGGUGUCCCUCAUUGAUCCAGUCCUGGAUGAGCUGCUGGGUGAUGGGACCCUGACCCAGGAACAGUACGACACAGUGAGAAGCAAGGGAACCUGCCAGGAGAGGAUGAGGCAACUCUAUGACUGUGUCAGGGCCUGGGGGAAGAUUGAGAAGGACAAGUUCUACCAGUACCUGUUGGAGGAAAAUGGGCCGCUGGUCAGAGACCUAGAAAACAACUAAGAUUCCUUCCCAGAAUGCUCCAGUUUGUAUACGUGGCCAGUUCCAGCUACAGACUGCCAGCCUCCCCCCCAGAAUGCCACCCUCUCAUGCUGCCAGUCGGACUGUUAGCUUCUGUAUCUGAAAACCCAAGUGUCACAAUCCAUAAAGUGGUGCUUUUGGCCCAUACGGGCACAACAUGGGAGACACUGGUGUCAUAUUGUUUACUUAGAUAGGAACAUUGACUACAUUUUGUACCUUAAUGAAAUAAAACUGCUUUUUCGGGUUCACAUUAA